This is a messenger RNA of Xyrauchen texanus (razorback sucker), 2643 nucleotides long. RefSeq names its product tropomodulin-2-like. Gene Ontology annotation, molecular function: tropomyosin binding. The coding region runs from base 199 to 1236 and encodes 345 amino acids. The transcript has 10 exons. The record is from RefSeq and is a predicted model, not a curated record. Gene Ontology annotation, biological process: muscle contraction; pointed-end actin filament capping; myofibril assembly. NCBI's taxonomy places the organism in Eukaryota, Metazoa, Chordata, Actinopteri, Cypriniformes, Catostomidae. Gene Ontology annotation, cellular component: striated muscle thin filament; myofibril.
GUCAAUCAUCAAGGCAUUUCUACAGUCUUGUUUCCUUGUUACCGCCCUUGGGUUGAGAGAGUAGUGAAGUGGGGUGCGGGAGUCUCUUACAUUUCCGAACAGGAAUAGGAGGAUAAAGGUUUCAAACGCGUGGUGAAAUUCAUUUAAGUGGCUCACUCAAACUGGACGGUGGCUUCUCUGCGACGGGUGGUGUGAAUCAUGGCUCUUCCAUUUAAGAAAGAUCUGGAGAAGUACAAGGACAUUGAUGAGGAUGAGAUUCUGGACAAUCUCUCAGAGGAGGAGCUCAAGCAGCUGCAGUGUGCUCUUGAGGAGAUCGACCCAGAGAAUGCUUUGCUGCCAGCUGGACUCAGACAGAAGGAACAGACCACAAAGGCAGCCACCGGUCCGUUUAACCGUGAUAAACUCAUGCAGUAUCUGGAGAAGGAGGCCAUGGAGUAUAAAGACAGAGAUGAUGUUGUCCCCUUCACCGGAGAGAGGAAAGGAAAGGUGUGGGUGCCCAAACAGAAGCCAACCGAGUUGCAUCAGAUUGAAGUCACAACCCUUGACCCGGAACUGGAAGAGGCACUGUCCAGCGCUACUGACAUUGAACUGGGUGAUCUGGCAGCUAUUCUUGGAGUGAACACACUGGUGACAAGCACACAGAGUUACGAGUACACCGGUAAAGACGGUUAUAACAAUGUUGUUAUAGGAGAGAAAGUAAAGCCAGUUUUUGAUGAGCCACCGAACCCCACAAAUGUGGACGAAACUCUACAGCGGAUAAAAUCUAACGAUUCCUCAUUAACUGAAGUCAAUCUCAACAACAUAAAGAACAUUCCAAUCCCGAAUCUGAAAGAGUUAGCCAAAGCCAUGGAGAGGAACACUCAUGUGAAGAAGUUCAGUCUGGCUGCCACCAGGAGCAAUGACCCUGUCGCCGUGGCGUUCUCAGAUAUGCUGCGAGAGAACAAGACCUUAAAGAGUCUGAAUCUGGAGUCUAAUUUCAUCACUAGUACAGGAGUAAAGGCUCUGGUAGAAGCUCUGCUGGACAAUGACACACUCUCAGAGAUCAAGAUCGACAACCAGCGUCAGCAGCUCGGCACAUCAGCUGAAAUGGAGAUCGCUAAGAUGCUGGAACAGAACACAAGCAUUGUGAAGUUCGGGUACCACUUCACUCAGCAGGGUCCUAGAGCCCGCGCUGCUGCGGCCAUCACAAAAAACAAUGACCUGGUGCGGCAGAGGCGAGUAGAGAGGGACAUGUAGACUAUUCUGUAUCUCUCUCUCUCUCUCUCGAGUAUUGUGCCAAACCCUCUGAGGCUGUUUUACCUGAAGAAGGGACACAACUGGAUAUUUUCCCUAUCUAUUGUUAAUACUCAAUGAUCUUAUUUUGUCAUGUAAUAUUUUUGUUUAUUGUCAUUUGUUUUUACCACUGCAACUUCUUUUUUUCAUUCCGUUUUUGCAAAUGUAAAACCUUUUUUGCUCUUAUCUCUUUAAAAUUUCUUUAAAACAAACUGGUUUAAGACAGUUACACACAUGUGCUAAUGGCUGGACUGGGUCAGAACCUGUCACCCACAUUGACUCUGAACAAAUCUAGACUCAACUUAACUGGAUCUGCGGUGUUCCCUGCUAAAUGUGAGCUUAAUCUAGAUGUGUUGAGUCUGGGUUUGAAGGAACACACACUGAAGUAUCGGCCAGUGAGAGUGUUGCUGAUCGUAAUGGAUGCUCCUUAGAGAAUGUGAUCGACACUUCAAAAACCUUUGAUUUGAGUGUGUAAGAUGAUUGUGUGGCUGUAAUUCUAUCAGCACUGGCUGUUUGUGGAUGUCGUCAGGCAGCUUGAUCUCUUGAGUUAAAUACCGUUCAUGCGCUUUUUCCAGGAAUAGAGGUUUGUUCUAGAACUAUCAGUUUACAAACUCAAACCACAUCACAUCUACAUUAACAUGCACAGCAAAACAUCUUCAUGGUUUCCUGUAAAAAUAUCCAAAACAUUCUUAAAACCAGAUCAGCUUACUUUAAGCAAAAUUAUAUUGUAAUAUUUCCCAAUGGGGUUAGAAAAAUAAACUUGAUUUAAAGGGAAAAUAAGUUAGUUAUUUUUUUACCCUAUUGGCAAAUUUAUUAUUUUUUUUUUUUUACAUUUUAAGCAUAAACCAAAUUGUGUUCGAUUUCCUGAAAACAAGACUUCAUAUUCUGUUUUACAAGUAUUUUUUCUUCUCUCAAUCCUUUUUGGAUGUUUUUACUGAAAAAUAAGUCAAUAAAAAAAAAAAGUGUAGUCCCAUGUUCAGCAACUAAGAAAUUUUCUCACUGCAAAAAUAAUUUUCUAAAUCAGUACAUUAAAAAGAAUUCAGAUUUGCACAUUUCAAUUUCAUAACAAAAUUCCAUCAAAUUGAAUUGAAUCAUUUUUAAUAAAAUAAAAUGUUAAAAACGAAACAUCACACAAUUCAGUUGGAAUUUUGUUAUGAAAGUAAAAUGAGCAAAUCUUAAAAAUAGGCUAAAAAACAUUCAAUGUAGUUUUGUCUUUUUUUUCAGUGAACGAUAUGCAAACAUCCUAAAAACUAGUGAAAUGUAAUUGAGAAGCAAAUUGCAUAAGAUAUUAAAUAUAUAAUAUGUUAAUUAGCUUGAUUUCAGAUCAUAUAGGCCUAUCUUUCAUUUGUUGAAAACAGAAAUCUGGCCAUU